This is a messenger RNA of Pollicipes pollicipes, 474 nucleotides long. RefSeq lists its product as uncharacterized. Lineage: Eukaryota; Metazoa; Arthropoda; Thecostraca; Pollicipedomorpha; Pollicipedidae. The transcript has 3 exons. The coding region runs from base 1 to 474 and encodes 157 amino acids. The record is from RefSeq and is a predicted model, not a curated record.
AUGUAUGCCGUGACCAUCUCACCGCGCUCUGGCGUCCGACACCUGGCUCUCACCGGCUCGGCUCAUCUACGAAUGGAAAAGACCAUCACCUUCGUCAUCACGGUGGUGUCCAUGCUGCUGGUGUUCGGGCUGGAGCGUGGCCUCAGCAGGUACCAGCCGAGCGCCGGAUACCUGCUGGUGGCCGCGCUCUACUACGCCGCCAGCGAGCGCCAACUGACAAGCGCUUGGCAGGCGGCGCUGGAGCGGCUCUGCCUGCCGUACCUCGACUGCCUGGAGGAGCUCUGGCCGCCGCUGCUGCUGGCCGAGCCGGCCGAGCUGCGCGACAUGGAUGAUGUUUGCGCUGUCUGCCUGGCGCCGAUGCGUGAGGCAUGCGUCACACCCUACCACCAUCUCUUCCACAGCUCCUGCCUGAGACGCUGUCUACAGGUCACCGAUCGCUGCGCCAUCUGCGCGCGCGACCUGGACUCAGAGUAA